Messenger RNA from Ananas comosus (pineapple), 2366 nucleotides. Its product is annotated as putative F-box protein At1g47730. NCBI's taxonomy places the organism in Eukaryota, Viridiplantae, Streptophyta, Magnoliopsida, Poales, Bromeliaceae. Gene Ontology annotation, molecular function: protein binding. The coding region runs from base 1038 to 2177 and encodes 379 amino acids. The record is from RefSeq and is a predicted model, not a curated record. The transcript has 2 exons.
AGUCUCAAUCAGUCGCUAUCGCCUAAUUCCUACCCGGGCUCCCUCCCCCCGACCGCUCGACGAAACCCUAAACCCCACUCAUCAGCUCGACUCCGCUCUCUCUCGCUUCUCUCUCUCUCUCGAGAGGAGCGCGACGAGGACAGCGGGGAGGUGGUGCAGUUGUGGCGAUAUCUACUAGGGUUUCCCCUCGCUCAGGCGCUUCCUCUCUCGCUGUUUCGUUGGGGCCCGAUCUCCGAACCCUAAACCCCUCUCGUCCUCGACUCCCUUUCCACAGCUCCAGUUCUUCUUCUUCUUCUUCUUCUUCUUCUUCUUCUUGUGCUAAGGUUCCUGCCCUCCUCCCUGUUUGAGUUACUCGACUGAUUGUGUUUCCAAGUUUCUAAUCACUGGAUGUGUAAAAAAAUAUAAAAUAAAAUAAAAUAUACGAGCUUUAUUAUAGUUUUUGAAGUUCUGCGGAAAAAUACUAUAGUAACUUGUUCAUUUAUGGCUUUAGUCUGUUGGAUAGCGAUUUAUGUAUUUUCUGUGGUUAUAUUCUCAUAAAUCGUAUUCAGAGCAUUGGAUCUGUAGUUCUUCAUCGAUUGCUACGUCGUCCUGUUAAUAGGUUAGAUUUUUAUGGCCUUUUCUUAGGAGUUUUUUUUUUUUUUUUUUAAUUAAACAUCAGUCAGUCGAUGAUAUGUGGUUUAUUUCCUAUUUGCUUCCUCUGUUUUCCCGUGGAUUAACGUCUGUACGAUUGUCCAUCCGACAGUUGCUUUCUUCUGUUUCAAAAAUUUCCUAAUGACCAGCAUUUGUUUCAGUUCUGUUCUGUGGAGCAUUAUGAGUAGAGCAGUUUGCAAAUUAUGUGAAUUGAUUUUACCCUGAAAAUCUUUUGUUCAGAAUGAAUGGUAUGGGAUCGAAUUCUAUGAGAGAGACGGACUUUUUUGAUAGAUAAGUUUUAUUAUGUAUGCAAGCACAAGCACAAAUUAAUUCUGGCAAAUCCCCAUGCUUAGGAGCUAGUAGGAAAAAAGGGCAAGGAAAUUGGAUCGAGUUCGCACGAAACAGCAAUGGAUGCGAAGAAGACAGUGGGCACCGGCCUGGACCUUCCGAUGAAUGUAAUGCUUGAGAUUCUGAAGAGACUUCCUGCAAAGUCUCUUGCGCGAUUGAACUUCGUUUGUAAGCAAUGGCACUCGUGGUUGCAUUUGCCUUAUUUUGCCAAGCUGCAGAGUGAGCACGCAUCUCGCAACCCGAAAAUAUAUGUCAUUAAUACAUGGUUGGCAUGGGAUGAUAAUUUAGGUCAGAAUACGCUUCGUAUAUAUUCGUUCUCGGAGGACGGAGGCCGGGUAAUGCUCUCCGAUAAAUUCGCAAUCCCUAUCACAGUUAAAGACGAUUUUAGUAUUUCAAAUGCAUGCCAUGGUCUGAUCUCCUUCUACGGCGCAAGAUAUGUUUUUGUGGCUAAUCCACGUACUAGAAAGUUUCGGGCUCUUAAAGAAGCCUCUUUUCAUCAAUCACGUGUAUUGGGCGGUGAGCUUAUUUUCCCUAAUGUGGGGUUGGGUUUCAGCCUCGAGACUGGUGAAUAUAAAGUUGCUCGAGUCUCUGGCCGGGAGCGAAGGUGCGAGGUUCUCACUCUGGGGAAGGAUGUGUCUUGGAGAGAUAUAGGUGCUGUUCGAUUUCCGCUCUCAAGGUACAGGCCUGCUUACAUGAAUGGAGCUCUAUAUUGGACCACUAUCGAGCACCCUGGUCUGGAACGCAUUGUUCGGUUUGACGUCUGCAGAGAAGAGUUUACGGGUAUCGAGCUCCCCCCUAGCUGGUCGCCGCAGCCUUUCAGAGGGAAGCGGCGUUUGUACUUCGGAGUGCUUUGGGGAUCUCUUUGUCUUGCUGCCUGGCGUGCCCCGCUGUUGGAUUUGCAUGUGAUCGAUGAUAACAAGUCUACGUGGGCAAGUAAGAGAAGAAAUAUUCACUCCAGAAAAAUUGAAGCUCGUCUUAACAUGGGAUGUAUCAAACUUAUUGAUUGGAUCAAAGAUAUGACCGCUGUAGCCAUCCAUAAGGACAAGGUCCUCAUAUUCUGCGAACUUAGUAUGAACUGGGUCUACCAUGAUCUGCGAAGCAACACGAGCUCCAUUAUCAGGCUCCCCAAUGAUGAGCCUUUUCUCUUAACUAAUUCCAGACCUUUUGCUUGUGAGGAGAGUAUCGUUCGAGUUCCGUAGAUGUAGUUAGAAUGAUAGCAAAGACUGAUGAUGGAUUUCUUUUUGUGCGCGCGUUUUUGGCGGAAGGUCGCUGACAGUAUUUUGGUGUUGAUGUACUAAACUAUAUUAAUGGAUAUUUCAUACUGCUGUAGUAGUUUAUUAUGCAAAGUAUUGUGCAGGCUAAAAUAUUGCAAACUUUAGUAUUGAUCA